UCCCGGGAAGUCGUGUGAGGCGCGCAACGGUUUCUCACUCCGAAAAAUGCCGAACUGUGAUACCGACGAACGCGAUACGGCCUACAUUUUUCGUGAAUUUAGCAAACUUGUAUGAAAAAGAACGAUGGUCUAAAUGGUAGUGAUUUAAAGUGUUACAGUUGUGUUCAAUAAAUAUUAGGUGUUGAAGCAUUUUUUUUUUUUCUAAAAGUUGCUUGGCGGUUUUAAGAGGAUUUAUCUGCGUAAACAUGAUAUAUUUUUUCAGUUAAUUUUAGACUCCUCAAGUGCAUUAUGUCGGACCUAAUCCCUGCACACGCUCGCCCUAAACUUCCGAAACGAUUUAUGUGCAAUGGAUGUCUAACAAAAUAAAAAUAGCUAAACGACUUCCAGAAGGAGCUUAUAAUAUAUGACGUGCCAUUAAUUUUAACAGGCGAGAGUGUCACUUCGUUAUUUGUCAACGAGUUGAUUAAGAACUUAAAUGAAUAUUGACAGUUUUAGUGAAGACAGGUAGGGUUAUUAUAAGGGAUACGUUGUGACACGAUGGUUUCGGCUAGUGUAGACGGCCCAUAAUUCAUCCGUGUUUCUUAAUUUAAUUGAUGUAAGCGCUCACUAAUUAGGAGUUAAUAAAAUAAUUAGUACAGAUAAAAUAUGAAGUGAUAAUGAAAAGAAGAGAGAAGAGAGUGUAAAAAAUAGAAAUAAAGUUAAAGUGUUUAUUAUAAAUAUAACUGUAACAUAUAUAGAAGAUGGCCGGGGAUCUGAAAAGGAUUAAGUGGCAUUCAUACGUCCUGAAUGCGAUCCUGCUAUUUAUCUCGAUGAUUUAUGAGGCUGGCGGCCUUCAUACCACGGAACUCCACAUCGUUCCUCGAGUUGUCCAGCGAGGUAGAAAUGUAACAAUGGCGUGCCUUUACCAGAUACAUCCUAGUGAAAUAUAUUCGGUUAAGUGGUACAGGGGCACGCAGGAGUUCUACAGGUAUUCGCCGUUGGAAACGCCCACGACAAGGGUCGUAGGGCCUGUAAAUGAAAUUAGAGUUGAUAGACUAAGCUCAAACGAGACUCACGUACUGUUAACGCGAGUCACGUCGAACCUCAGUGGCAACUACAGCUGCGAGGUCAUACAAAACGCUCACACUUUCCCACAUCACAAGGCCACAGCAAGACUCGAUGUUGUCGGUAUCGGUGGUCUCCGAGCGAUCGACCUGCGGAUAUCACCGCCAGUGGUGCAGCGAGGGUCCGACGUGACGCUUGCCUGCCUGUACGAGCUAACAGACGCGCCUUUGUACUCCGUCAAGUGGUACCGCGGCCGCCAUGAGUUCUACAGAUACUCGCCCACUGAGACGCCCGCCACUAAAAUCUUCCCUUUUGCCGGGAUUAACGUGGACCUGGCCAGGUCCAAUCAAAGCCAAGUUGUGCUAACACGGGUCAGCUUCGGCUUAUCUGGGAACUUCAGCUGUGAGGUUACAGCUGAUGCGCCGUCCUUCGCCACUUCCAUCGUUUCUAAUAACAUGGAAGUCGUGGUUCUACCGCCAUCGUCACCUGUUAUCAACACGGGUCAACACUAUUACAUGCCGGGUGACGUGCUUAGAGGAAACUGUACGUCGGGCCCCAGCCGGCCACCCUCCGAGCUUACCUUCUACAUCAACGAUAUGCCUGUAACUCCAGGCAUGUCCCAAGUGCAGCCAGCAUUAGAAGGCCUAUUCUGGUCGGAGCUGUACGUCCAAAUCCAAUUAUGGCCGGCGCAUUACGAAAGGGGUGCUCCGAUUCUUCGCUGCGAAGCUAAAGUAGCAGACCUGUACAGAGACAACUCAGCCGUCGCUUUAUAUUCCGCCAAUAGUGAUCCGAAAAUAGAACGGGUGACGUCACCUGGUUCCGGAGCCAAGCUGCGCGCGUGCCAAAUCCUUCUACUCCACAUUAUCGUGUGGGCCGUAUGGGCUAACAAUACAUAGAAAUAGUCAUAAAACUCGCAAAACGGCGAUGUUUCACUGCGACAUAGGAAGAGUCAUAGUAAUAUUAUAACCAUCUGUACCGCGAAUAAAGUUGUUUAAAUCAGAAUUAGCCAUGACCUUUUUUUAUGCCCGUUGUUCUUCUUAGCGUGCCGUGCUUACGAAGGUUUGUAAUCAGCAUUUUUAACUUUGGAGACAACUGCACUGAAUAAUAGCUUGAUAUUCUCACCGUAAGUUUUUGAGCCAUAACAUUCUUCUACGGCCGGGUGUAGGUAAAGGUGGUUAAAGGAGUGUAUAGUUCUUGAUGUUCCACGUCACGUGUGCAAAAUAUUCUUUUUUAUUGGUCUUAGUCUAGAGCUUUUGCCAUGUCUGUUGGACAGCGGUGUUCUGUGAUUUUAUCCAGGUAUUUAUAUUCUCCAUCUAGAAUAUGAGUAUUACGCACGCUUUAACCGAUCUUAAUAAUAUUUUGAAUACAAAAUAGCACACUUGUAAGCUUGAGAAUAAAAAAUAAAAUAAAACAAAGCGGAUGAAGUCGCGUCUAGAUUUGAUAUAAAGAAGUUUAAAUAGAGAGUGAGAUAGAGAUAAUAAGUAUCUUAUCUUAUCUCUGUUCUUUCAAGAUUAAUCAAUGAAUAUAUGAUUGGGAUAAACUUUUUCAAUUGACUUCAAAACAGGAGGAUGUUUUUU
This is a messenger RNA of Pararge aegeria (speckled wood butterfly), 2621 nucleotides long. RefSeq lists its product as uncharacterized. The record is from RefSeq and is a predicted model, not a curated record. The transcript is spliced from 8 exons. NCBI's taxonomy places the organism in Eukaryota, Metazoa, Arthropoda, Insecta, Lepidoptera, Nymphalidae. Bases 741 to 1940 code for a protein of 399 amino acids.